AAAAAAUAAGCCAACGUUCGUAUUUUUGAGCGUUCGGGAAUUUACUGCAUUAUUAAAAGGUGAAAACAAAUUUCUGACUUACGAUAAGAUAAAACAUCUUUAAAAACGAUCUAGAGUAGUAAUGAAAUAGGCACCAGGCAGAUUGAAGAAACAUACUGCUGAAGGUUAACCUUGAGAACUCGUAAUGGAAUUCAGAGCUUACAUUCUUUUGCUCUCUCUCAUAUGCCUUGCAUCUGCGGCCACUAAAGAAAAAAAGCCUGUGAUUUACACUGGGCCAGUGCAGCCUCUAGAGAAUGUCAAUUGUUACAUGUGUACAGUAAGGAUGAAGAACUCAAUGGUAUAUGAAGGGCAUCAGGAUUGUCUUCAAAUUGAUUCAAACAGGACAUCCAUUAAGGCUGAGCCUUGUCUUGCUGGCUUCUGCUCUAUCAUGCGUAUAACACAGGGAGAUGUGAUGACUGUAUCAAGGAUGUGCCUUCCCCAUUGUAAGGUUACAGACAAAACAGACCUCAAAUCGCCUAAUCCCCCCCUCCAUCCAUUUUGUACGAUCACCGGGCGUGUAGUAAUAUUUCAGGGAGAUACAUGUAACUGGGGAUGUGAACUUCAUAUAUGCCAUGAGUGGAGAAUAUUAUGGUAUUGUUUAUUCUCGACCCCAAGAGAUAAAGUUGUAUUCCAUACCUACUAA
Owenia fusiformis is the source of this 682-nucleotide messenger RNA. Lineage: Eukaryota; Metazoa; Annelida; Polychaeta; Sabellida; Oweniidae. The record is from the annotation of a GenBank genome assembly.